Messenger RNA from Colias croceus (clouded yellow), 3001 nucleotides. Its product is annotated as transcription factor mef2A-like. The transcript is spliced from 2 exons. Lineage: Eukaryota; Metazoa; Arthropoda; Insecta; Lepidoptera; Pieridae. The coding region runs from base 70 to 2931 and encodes 953 amino acids. The record is from RefSeq and is a predicted model, not a curated record.
UAUAAGUUUGCACGCCGGCCGCGCUGGCGCAGUGCUUCUCUUACCCUCUUGGACGUAAGGUCGCCCGCAAUGGGGACGAAGGCCUUAAUCUUAUUUGUGUGCUGGAUGGUGGGAUAUGCACAACCUGUGUCUUCAGAGAAAAACGUGAAAAAUGCAGGAAUCAUAGACAAUAUUAGUGCUGAAAGUGUUUCGCGAUUGUACCACAAUGCCCCAGCCGGCGUUUACGCUAGUGCCACGCCAUACGGAGCGUAUUCCUUCCAUGUGCCGUCCUUCGUCGCCCCAAAAAGUGCAUCCGGGAAAGAGGAAAGUGCCAUCGUCCCGAUAACGACUAGUUAUUUGAAGGACUCGUACGGCAAUCCAUUUGUCGAGGCACCUCAAGCCACCUACAGAUCUACUAUUCCACAACAAUUUGUGCAAAUACAAAGUCUACCUUCACAUUUGAGCCAACCUUUAGUUUCACCGACUGUGCAAUUUAAACAGUCCACACCUCAUUUCUUCUCACCAGGGCAGUACAAUGUUCAAAACAUACAAAGUGGUCCACCUUCCAAUGUCGGUCGAUAUAACGUGCAACAACCUAUUGGAUACACUAAUGUUCAAAGUUUUGCUCCUAAUUCAGUUCUGUACACUCAGUUCCAACCGCAAGCGGCUCAUCAGCAACCAAGUAACAAUAGAAAUAUCUAUUCGGGUGCUCUUACUGCCAACAAUAAUUAUAAGAUAAAUGGUGAACCAAAGUUUCAACGAUUACAAGAGGUACCCCACGUUGCCUUCUUUUCUAAUGAAAGACCGAUUGCUAAUCAACAAACGGCUCAAAGUGGACAACAAUUGCAACAGCUACCGAAACAGACAACAGUAACAACAGUCGUUAAUGGCAAAAAAAUUGCUUUGAAUUUGGUAACUAAACCACCUGUGCCUUUGUUAGAUCUUAGUCUCCUUGAACCGUUGACGUUUGCAAAUCCAUUGGUGCCACAAGUUCAACAUUUUUUGCCAAGAAUAAAUCAAGCAACUUACCAUAAGCUGCCUAAUCUCAAUGUUGAACAAAACAAAAAUAAUCAAAAUGAAUUUCUCGUUCAGAACACAAAAACGUACAGUAGCGAUGAAAAACCGAAAAAUUCUUCGCCAAAAAAGAAACAAAAGAAGGUAAUUCAGAAACACCAAUCUAAUGAAGAAAAAGAAACACCUCCAAAGCCCUCGAUAUCAGUUAAUGGUGUACCCAAUGAGAGUCCAGAGUUUUCUUAUGAAAUUAAUUCUCCAAAUUACAAAGAAACUUAUACAGAAAAGAAAGUCAGCUAUAACAAAGAAACUGAAUCUGAACCCAAGACCUACAAUUACGAAAUGAAGACAGACAAUAAACCAGUGCAUUAUAGCUACGCAAAAAAUACACAGAAAAAACCAGUUCAUGUAAGUUAUGAGCAUACCGAAGAGAAAGCACCAGUUCAAUAUAAUUACGAAGAACACACGCAAAAAGAGCCGGUGCAUUAUUCUUAUGUGAAAAGUUCAAAGGAACCAGUGAGUCAAGUUCAUUACGAAAAUAAAAAUCAAAAUCCAAAACAUCUUGUGUAUGUGCUUAAACCUGAUGAACAAGAUCAUAGUGACCAAGAACAAAGGGUUCACCAUCAUCCCAGAGAAAACUCAGGUGAAAAUUCAGAAGAAUCGUAUGAAGACAACAAUCAAAAAGAAGAACACGACUCUCAUGAGGGACCAAAAAAUCAUGGGCAUCACGUUCACAUACAUGUUGGAUCUCCUAAAAAUACUCAUCACAAUCCCGAACAUAGACAAGUUCAGUAUUAUCAUACAAACAAUCAAGAAGAUCCAAAUUUAGGACAACAUCAUAACACACCUCAGUCUUUUGUACAAGCGCAUAAAGAUGUCCCAAUUCAACAUGAGCAACAAUAUUUCCAGCCCAUAGCGCCUGAGUAUGAGGAAGAUAUAAGAAUAGUUCCGGAACACAAGCCCCAUGAAGCAAUAAGAGUUGAUCCUAAUCAACAUAUACAAGUAAAUAACAAUUCUCCACCACGACCCCAAAACCACCCGACUACUUAUGAUUAUCAAGAAUCAUUAUAUACAUCAGCACCAAUAGUAAAAGGUAAGCCUAAACAAGAAACAAGAAAUGACGAUGACUCUUCAGAAAACACAAACGAGGAUAAUGACGAAAUACUGGCAAACAUGUUUAAGGAACAAGAAAAAAAUGAAGAAAACUUUGAAAAGAGUUACAAGGAUGCUGCGUAUGGUUUUGCGGCAUAUGACGCACCACGAAUGGAUACUGAAAAAGAAAUAUACAAUCCAGAAUCUUACGGUGCCCCACGCUAUUAUUCUGAAUACAAUAUAGCUAAGAACCCGUUCCAGCAGUAUGAGGCCAACGGUGACGAAUUUCCGAAAUUUUCCCGAUUAGAUUACAAGGAUACAAGAGACAAAAUGCAAGAGGAUUACUAUCUCGACUAUGCGGUUAGUAGGCCAGAAAGCCUCCGAGAUAGGUUCCGCAAUAAGGAAGGAUACUAUAAGAUGUUUAAAAAUCAAAGACCUGAUCACAUUAGCCAUGAUGAUGAAGAUGAAAACAAAGAAAAUGCAAAAUACACUUCGAGGCAACAAUACGAAUACAAUGAACCACAACAAAAACAAAAAGAGCCUUAUAGAAAACAUAAAACAAAUUCAGAAAACCAUGAAUAUGAUUAUUCCAGUGAUCAACCUCGAGAUGCCUCCGCGCAUGCCACUCGACCUCAUUAUAGGUAUAAAACCAAAACGCAAUUCGUAGAACCGCAAUUUCAAUACGGUUUUGAACCAAUAUCGAUACCUCAACUAUUAGAUAGUGAAUUAGCAGCUAUGGCAUCGAACGAUAACCCUAAAAGUGAAAAACAGGGCGUGAGAAAAAAGAUAUACAAGGAAAAUUUAUUUAUUAAGAAAACUAGCACAAAAGGUGCAAAGAAAAGUAGUUGAUAACGUUUAUAAUUUAUUAGGCCAAAACCAAUGUUAGAUAUAAGUGUUAUAUUAUUAUUGUUAAAAUAAA